AUGGGGCCUUGUGGACGCCUGGUCAUCAUCAGACGGACCGGGAGCGAUGGGGCCCAUUUCCCCCUCUGUCGCAACAGCUGCUGGUUUGGAAGGGGCUUGGACUGUGACAUCCGCAUCCAGCUGCCCGUGGUGUCCCAGCAGCACUGCCGGAUCGACAUUCAGCAGCAGGAGGCACUAUUGAUUAAUUUCAGCACCACUAACCCAACACAAUUAAACGGAGCCCCUGUUAAUGAACCGGUAAAACUCAAACACGGAGACAUAAUAACUAUAAUCGAUCGAUCUUUCAGGUUUGAAUGUGGAGGUCGCUCUGAAGGCAGCCGCGCAGCGGCAUAUCCGGAAGAAGAAGGCGCACAGGAGCUCCUGGGACACGCUGAAGAUGCUGCUGAGUCCGAAAAGCCUUCCUCUGCGAAGAAAAAGGGGAGCAUCGCCCCCCUUGCUGGAGGCCCCCCUUCGUCCUCAGAGACCAAGCCGUACCAGCCGAGGGUGCCCAGCCGGGUACUUUCUGACAUCGAGGGAUGGACUCCGAAAGUUUCUCCAAGGAAACGUAACAUGAGCCUGGGACCCCCUCAAGUCACCUCAUCUCCCAAGGGCAGCGUGGGGAACCCCAUGUCAGAAAUCAGUGAAAAUAAGGAGGAGGAAGUUUCACUCAAGAGACGCAGGGUCUCCUUUGGUGGCCACCUCAGGCCGGAGCUGUUCGAUGAGAACCUGCCACCGAACACCCCGCUCAAACGGGGAGAAGCGCCAGGGAAACGCAAGUCCCUGGGGACCCCAGCUCCAACAGUGCUGAAGAAGGCCGUGAAGUCCCCAGCACCAAGGAAACCAGAGGCUUCUCCCAGUGUCCUUGUGGAAGUGGAGUCGGCAUCCACCUACGAUGUCAGCCAACCACACCGGCUCCACACGCCCCGGAGGAGAAGCAGCAAAGGGUCGGCCAGGCGGAAGUCUGUGGAUAAAAACACCCUGAAAAUCAUUUACCCCAAGAGGAGGAGCGGGACUCCUAAGGGGACGUUUUCCAGGGGCAGGUCAUGGGCAGACAUCGUCAAACUGGGCACCAAGAAGCAGGACACAAAGCUUGUGAAACAGAAUUCCCAGAAGCACAGGAGUAAGAAGCCGAGACAGAAUGCCGCGGUGCAGAAGCCUCCAGACCACGUUGAAAACCCUUUUAGCACGGGCCACGCCAACUCCCCCUGCACCAUUGUCAUCGGGCGCGCGCACAUCGACAGAGUCAGCGCCCCCGCUCGGCCCUACAGGAUGCUAAACCACCUGGUUCUGCACAAAACCAGCAACUUGACUGAAGAUUUUUCAGGGUUGACAGAAAUGUUCAAGACUCCAGGGAAAGAAAAGCCACAGGGAAGCAGCAUGUGCCCCCGCAGCUCCCGAAGCUCAGAGGCAAUCUUUGAAGAAGGAAACUUGAGAGAAAUGCCCCCAAUGCUGGAUGCUCCGCAUAAAGUACCACUUGCAACAAAGCAGGGAGCAGAGGUUGAAGACAUCUCCCAAAAAUCGUCAGAGCACAAACCUGAACCAGGAGCAUCUCUGAUAGCCUUGAAGACGUGGCCACCAGACCCUGCUGGAGGCCUAGCCCGGUGGGAAGACCUGGGCAGCAUGGAAGAUCAGGUGUCCACCGCAAAAUCCCCACGGGAAUCACUAAGUGGUGACCUCCACAGAGAGAUUCAGAGCGUUAGGAAAUGUACGCCCAAAUCUCAAGCAACUCCGCGGACAUCCCCAAGACUGUCAAGAGACCCUAGUACAAGCCCUGCCGCUGUGGAAGACCCGGCCGGUGAGAAAGAGCAAGCAGCAGCCCAGGGAUCAUCACGGAAAUCAGCGAGAGGCGAUACGCAUAGAAAAACUCCCAAACGCACAUCAGUCUCAGGAGGAACACCAAGGAUGUCCCCGAGACCCUUGAGAAGCCUUGGUGUGAGCCCGGAAGUGGUGGGAGAGGUGUCUGAAAUGAAAGGCCAUAUGCAAACACCGGAAAGUGAAGGGCAGCCAGGACAUGAGGAAGAAGUCCCCCUGGAGCUUCAGAAAGCUCCAGGACAGACACCAAGGAUGUCCCUGAGACUGUGCAGAAGCCUGGCUGCGAGCCCAGAGUGUGGGGAAGACCUGUCCGGAGUGAACGAGUGCACGCCAACACCAGGCUCGCCAGUGCAGCCAAAUAAUAAUGCUGUCAGAGUGGCCCAAAGCCCUCCAAAACGCACACCAGAGUCAGGACGAACACCCCGGGUGACCCCGAGACUGCUGAGAAGCCUUGGUGCGAGCCCAAAGGUUGAGGAAGACCUGUCUGAAGCAACAGAUUCUAUGCCAUUCCUGGAAACACCUGGGGAACCAAUAAGUGAUGGAGUGCCCCUAGAGACUCAGAAAACUCCAUUGCAAACACCAAGGUCAGAGCAAACACCAAGGAUGUCCUUGAGACUGUGCAGAAGCCUGGGUGCGAGCCCAGAGUGUGGGGAAGACCUGUCCGGAAUGAAAGAUCGCAUACCAACACCAGAAUCGCCAGUGGAGCCAAAUACUAAUGCUGUCAGAGUGGCCCAAAGCCCUCCAAAACGCACACCAGAGUCAGGACGAACACCCCGGGUGACCCCGAGACUGCUGAGAAGCCUUGGUGCGAGCCCAAAGGUUGAGGAAGACCUGUCAGAAGCAACAGAGCACGUGCCAUCCCUGGAAACACCAGGGGAGCCAACAACUGCUGAUGUCCACUUGGAGAUUAAGAAAACUGGAAAACACCCCCCAAUAUCAGGAGAGACACCGAAGAGGAACCCCAAGAGCGCAAGCCCAGAGGCUGGGGGAGAUCUGGCCACCAUGAGAACGCCUGCGCCCACACCUGGAUCACCAAGGGAGCCGAUAAGUGAUGCAGAAGUACACCCAGAGGCUCGGCAAACUCCAAAACUCACACCCAAAUCAAAAGGGACUCCGAGAAUGUCCUUGAGACGGCAGAGAAGCCUGCGUGCAAGUCCAGAGGUUGGGGAAGACCUGUCCAAAAUAGAUCUCAUGCCCACACCAGAAUCAGCAGGCGAGUCGAAUGGUGAUGUUACUAGAAUGGUUCUGGGAACUCCAAAACCCACACCAGAGUCAGGAGGGACCCCUAGAAUGACCCCUAGACUUGUGAGAAGCCUUGGGGUAAGUCCGGAGGUCACGGAAGACCUGUCUGGCGUAAACGAUCAUCUGCCAGCACUGGAGACACCAGGGGAGCCACUGAGUGAGGAAGAAAUCCCCCUAGAAGUUCAGGAAACGCCAAGGCGCUCAGGGAAAUCGGGAAGAACAAGAAUAUCCCCGCGCCUUCCGAGAAACUCUAGUGCAAGCCCAGAGGUCAUGGAAGACCUGUCCACAAUAAAAGGCCAUGUGCCAACACCACCGUCACCAGGAGAGUCCACUCGUGACGGAGUCCACCUAGAGAUUCAGAAAACCCCAAGACGCAUAGCAAAGUCGGGACCCACGCCAAGGACGUCCCUGCGGCUUCUGAGAAACUCCAGUGCAAGCCUGGAGGCCGCGGAAGACCUGCCUGGAAUGAAGGACUGUACGCCAGCAUUGUCUUCACCGGGGGCGCCGAGUGAUCGGAAAAUGCACAGAGGGAGUCCGCAAACGCCAGAACACGCACCGGGGUCAGGAGGUGCACCACGGGUGUCCUCAAGACUGCUGAGAAGCCUUGGUGGACGCCCAGAAAUGGAGCACUUCCCCGGAAUGGAGGGUCAUCUGCGAGCACCAGAAUCACCAGGGGAAUCUGUUAGUGAGGAAGUCCAUCUAGAGAUUCAGGAUGUUGGGAAAAAUACCCCGAAGCCAAGAGAAAUGUCAAGAAUGUCCCUGAAUGCCCGCAAAGGUGCUAGUGCCAGCCCACAGGUCGUAGAAGACCUGUCCAGAAUGAAGGGAGACAUGCCAACAUCCACAUCGCCAAGGGGGCAGAGUGCUGAUGCUGUGACAAUGGUGCAGAGAACUCCAGCGCUCACCCGCAGGUCAAGAGGGACACCCAGAACGACCCCAAGACAGCUGAGAGACCCUCAUGCAAGCCCAGAGGUUGGGGAGGACCUGUCCAGAAUGAAUGACCACACAGCCGCACUGAAGCCACCAGGAGAGCCAGUAAGUGACAAAGGCACCCACCUUGAGGCUCAGCAAACUCCAAAACCCACACCCAGGUCGGCGAGGACACCCAGAAUGUCCCUGAGACUGCAGAGAAGCCUGGGUGCAAGGUCGGAGGUCGGAGAAGGCCCGCCCCACAUCAGUGGCCAUUUGCCAACACCGCGGUCAGCAGGACAGGCAAUACGCAUCGAAGAAACCCCCCAAGGCACUCGGGAAACUCCAGAGCGCAUGCCAAAGGCAGGCGGACUGCCACGCAUGUCCCCGCAAGUGUCCCCUGGCGCAGGCCCAGAGGCCGUGGGAGACCCAUCCAGCAUAACUGAUGAGAUGCCCACAGCAGAAUUACCAGAGGAGCUCAGUGGUGAUGUGACUAGAAGGGGUCAGAGGACUCCCAAACUCUCACCAAAGUCAGGAGGGACACCCAGGCUGUCCCUGCGACACCCGAGAAGCCUUGCUGCAAGCCCACAGGUUGGGGACGUGGUGUCUGAAACGAGUGCCCCUGCACCAACACCGGUAUCAUCCGAGCACUCAGUCCGUGAUGGAGAAAUCUGCCAAGAGAUUCAGAAAACUCCAAAACGCACGCCCAAGUCAAGAGGGACACCCAGACUGCCGAGAGACCGUCCUGCGGAUCCAGAGUUUGAGGAAGAUCUGCCGAGACAGAAAGGUCACAAGCCAACACCUCAAUCACCUGGGGAGCUAAUAAGUGAUGGAGAAAUCCACCUAGAGGCUCAGCCAGAGCUCACGCCAAUGCCAGGCAACACACCAAGGAUGUCUCUGAGGCUCCGGGGAAGCCUUGGUGGUAGCCCGGAGCUCAGGAAGUCCCUGUCUGAAAUGAACGAUCCCGUGGCAACAGCAGAAUUGGCAGGCGAGUCGAGUGGUGACCCUACUAGAAUAGUGCAGAGAACUCCAAAACUCACACCACAGUCAGGAGCAACCUCCACUCUGCUGAGAAGCCCGUGUGUAAGCUCAGAAUUGGAAGGCCUGCCCAGAAGGAAUGAUCACAUGCCAACACCGGAGCCACCUGCGCAAUCAAUAAGUGAUGGAGAGGUUCACAUGGACAUUCAGAAAACCCCAAGGGACACACCCAAGUCCAGGGGAACACCAAGAAUGUCCCCAAGAGUGUGGGAGGACCCUAAUGCAAACCCAGAGGUGGGGGACAACCUUGCUAGCGUGAGUGAGCAUACGCCAACAUCCAAAGAGCCAGCUGACCCCACAAAACAUGAGCCAGACUCCUUAGCAAGCCCAACGGGCAAGUCACUGCAGAGAUCGUCAUGGAAGAGCGAGCCAGAGCCAAGGGAAACCCUGACGUUGACGCUCUCCCACACUCCACCUGAAACUUUGCAACCCGAACCCCAGGCAGUCGAGAAACUGGGCACCACACCCAGAAAGGGGCCAGAGCGCCUGAGGGGGUUCACAAAGCAGCCCAGAAGUUCUACCAAUCAAUCAGCCCCAGCAGCAGAGCCAGCCACUGUCAAGACCCGCCUGAGAGCCAGAUACCAUCCUUACGACCGGGUGGGAAGCCAGAGAGGCCUGAGGAGUCUUAAGAAAACCCCGAGCACACACCCAGGAGAAGAAAGUGCCGUGUUCCCGAAAGAAGAUGAUGCCGAUCUUAUCGCCACUGCCCAGCGCUCACAAGGACGCCCUCCCAGCAGAGAAGUUCCCGGGGAAGACUCGGGGCUGCAGAGGUUAGCGGACACCUGCGUGGAAGCGAAGGGUAGGCCAGGAGUCAGGGGAGAGCAGGCCACUUCUUCAAGUCUUUGUGAAGAAGAACCCCAGGCUAAUGCCUCUGAAAAAGUGCAGCCCGCGACCAUGGAAGACCAUCGUGUGCCUCAAGGGACAAGGUGCCUCCGCAGGAACAGGAGGGGCAGAGAGCCCCAGGAAUCUGAGCACCCCCCUAAUCAGUCAGAGAACGUGGAAGCAGAGAUGGGUGUAAAGACGGCAGAGCCCAGCGCCCCAGCAAAGCUACGUCAGGGGACAAGGUGCCCCCGCAGAAACAAGAGGGGCGGAGAGCCCCAGGAAUCUGCGCACCCCCCUCAGCAGUCAGAGAACGUGGAACAAAGCCACGUCAGGGGACAAGGUGCCCCCGCAGAAACAAGAGGGGCGGAGAGCCCCAGGAAUCUGAGCACCCCCCUCAGCAGUCAGGGAACGUGGAAGCAGAGACUGAAGUAA
Messenger RNA from Echinops telfairi (small Madagascar hedgehog), 6231 nucleotides. It is a transcript of the gene MKI67, whose product is annotated as marker of proliferation Ki-67. Gene Ontology annotation, cellular component: nucleus; chromosome. Gene Ontology annotation, biological process: regulation of mitotic nuclear division; regulation of chromosome segregation. The record is from RefSeq and is a predicted model, not a curated record. The transcript has 14 exons. Gene Ontology annotation, molecular function: protein binding. Lineage: Eukaryota; Metazoa; Chordata; Mammalia; Afrosoricida; Tenrecidae. The coding region runs from base 1 to 6231 and encodes 2076 amino acids.